Molecule: messenger RNA, 1899 nt
Organism: Arabis nemorensis
Lineage: Eukaryota; Viridiplantae; Streptophyta; Magnoliopsida; Brassicales; Brassicaceae
Source: the annotation of a GenBank genome assembly
AUGACUGCUGUUCUUUUUCUCUGCUUCAUCCUCCUCUGUUUCUCCUUCACCCCUUCUCUGCAACACGUCAGCGAGUCUGAGCCGCUCGUGCGGUUCAAGAGCUCUGUGAAUAUAACCAAAGGGGACUUGAAUUCAUGGAGAACAGGAACCGAUCCGUGCAACGGCAAAUGGUUUGGGAUCUAUUGCCAAAAGGGUCAAACCGUUUCCGGCAUUCACGUCACCCGGCUCGGCCUUUCUGGGAUCAUCGACGUCGAGGAUCUUAAGGAUCUCCCAAACCUAAGAACAAUCAGGCUUGACAACAAUCUCCUCUCGGGUCCACUCCCUCCUUUCUUCAAGUUGCAUGGCUUGAAGUCGCUCUUGCUGUCAAACAACAGCUUUUCCGGAGAGAUCGCAGAUGAUUUCUUCAAGGACACGCCACAGCUCAAGCGGGUGUUUCUCGAUAACAACCGUUUCUCCGGGAGAAUCCCCACUUCCGUGAUGCAGCUCCCGGGGAUCGAGGAGCUUCACCUGCAAGGCAACCAGUUCUCCGGUCAGAUCCCUCCGCUUACAGAUGGAAACAAGGUUCUUAAAUCCCUCGACUUCUCCAGCAAUAAUCUGGAAGGAGAGAUACCAAAGAGCAUUUCGGAGAGAAAGAAUCUACAGAUGAACUUCCAAGGGAACCAGAAGCUUUGCGGGCAACCGCUGACUGCGGAAUGCGUUGCGAAACCGCCAUCCACAGGGUCAGGGAGAGAGCAGAACCAAGUGGCGGGCAAAGCCAUCCUCAUGGUCAUCUUGUUUCUUGUGAUAUUUUUGAUCAUUGUGGCGAUUGUAACGAGACUAAAGAAGAAGAGGCAGCCUGAGUUCCGGAUGCUCGGCAAGGACCACCUAAGCGACCAAGAGAGCGUGGAAGUGCGUGUGCCAGACUCCAUAAAGAAACCUAUUGAGUCAAGCAAGAAGCGAAGUAACGCGGACGGUUCCUCGAAGAAAGGUUCAACGAAAGGUGGAGGAGGUGGUCCAGGAGCAGGCGGCAUGGGAGACAUUAUAAUGGUGAACAGCGAGAAAGGCUCCUUCGGUUUACCCGAUCUCAUGAAGGCUGCAGCCGAGGUGCUAGGAAACGGUAGCCUCGGAUCCGCUUAUAAGGCGGUGAUGGCUAACGGAUUAUCCGUGGUUGUGAAGAGGAUUAGGGAUAUGAACAAGCUUGCGCGUGAGGCAUUCGAUGUAGAGCUGCAACGGUUUGGGAAACUCCGACAUCCUAACGUUCUUACCCCUUUAGCUUACCACUACCGCCGCGAAGAGAAGCUUGUCGUCUCUGAAUACAUGCCUAAAAGCAGUCUGCUCUACGUUUUACACGGAGAUCGAGGGAUUUACCAUUCGGAGCUAACUUGGCCAACAAGAUUGAAGAUCAUACAAGGAGUCGCUCGUGGGAUGAUGUUCUUGCACGAGGAGUUUGCGUCCUACGAGCUACCACAUGGAAAUCUCAAAUCCAGCAAUGUUCUAUUAAGUGAGUCCUAUGAGCCACUGAUCAGCGAUUACGCUUUCCUCUCGCUUCUUCAGCCUAGCAAUGCCUCGCAGGCUUUGUUCGCUUUUAAGUCCCCUGAGUUCGUGAAAAACCAGCAGGUUUCACCAAAAUCAGACGUAUAUUGCUUGGGAAUUAUCCUUCUCGAGCUCAUGACAGGAAAAUUUCCUUCUCAGUACCUAAACAAUGGCAAAGGCGGAACGGAUAUCGUUGAAUGGGUGCAAUCUUCAAUCGCACAGCAUAAAGAAGAAGAGCUUAUCGAUCCAGAGAUAGCGACUAAUACUGAUUCCAUGCAACAGAUGGUGGAGUUGCUGCGGAUCGGGGCUGCUUGUAUUGCAAGUAACCCUGAUGAGAGAGAAAACAUGAAGGAAACUGUUAGAAGGAUAGAACGAAUAACGAUUUGA